AAACAAAAACCCAACAAAUAGAAAUUAUGGUAGUAUGACAUGUGGAACUGACUUGAUUUGUCACCUCCCAAUAUAUCAUAUGACCCAGAAGUAAAUUAUUCAGUCAUAAAACUUCGUUUGGAAAUCAUGUCGUCAGGAAAUCAGGAUGCUAAAGGAGCUGAAGGGGGAGAUAACUCCAAUGAUAAGAAAGAAGAAGGGUCAUCUAAUAGUCAAGGUGCUGCAGGGGGAGAUAAUUCUGAUUCUAAAGCAGGAGAAAAUCAAAAUACAGAGAAAAAAGAAGAAGAAAAGAAAUCUGCUCUUUUUGAUGCAUUUGCUGUUUCCCUUGGAUUAAAGGAUGAACCCAAGAUAGAAUCAUUGUUAGAUACAGUAGACUUUAAUGGCAUUGUCAAGUACAUAAAAGAUGGCAAAGCAAAAAACAUCAUCACAAUGGCGGGAGCUGGGAUUUCUACUUCUGCAGGCAUUCCAGAUUUCAGAUCCCCAGAGACAGGCUUGUAUGAUAAUUUGCAGAAAUAUAAUUUGCCAGAACCAACUGCAGUAUUUUCAAUUGAUUAUUUCAAAGAAAACCCAGAACCAUUUUUUAUGUUGGCAAGAGAGUUAUGGCCAGGUGUAUUUAAGCCUACAACUUGCCACUAUUUUAUCAGAAUGCUUCAAGAAAAAGGACUUCUUUUGAGACACUUCACUCAGAAUAUAGACACACUAGAGAGUGUUGCUGGUUUGGACCCCGAGGUGUGUGUUGAAGCCCAUGGUCAUUUCAGGACGGGGCAUUGCAUACAGUGUAGGGCAGAGUAUACCCAGGACUGGAUGAAAGAGAGGAUAAUGAAACCAAGUAUACCUAAAUGUGAAGCAGAAGAGUGUGAGGGUGUUGUCAAACCUGAUAUUGUCUUCUUUGGUGAAAAUCUUCCAUUUCGUUUUCUGAAAUGUAUGUCAGAGGAUUUUGGUAAAUGUGAUUUGCUAAUUAUAAUGGGAACAUCAUUAUUGGUUCAACCAUUUGCCUCAUUAGUAAACAGAACUCAGGAGAACGUACCAAGAAUGUAUAUCAACUUAGAAAACAGUUGUCCUCCCAAACUGGAUCCAAUUAUGACUGUGAUAUUUGGCAGUGGUUUUGAUUUUGAUGGUGAAAAUAAUUACAGAGAUAUAUUUUGGCAAGGAACCUGUGAUGAUGGUUGUAUGGCAUUAGCAGAAGCCUUAGGAUGGGGUGAAGAACUGAAAACUUUGGUCACAACAGAGCAUGCAAAGAUAGAUGCUGCAAAUCCUGAUAAAUGUACAACAUCUGCAAAGAAAGCAGACUGCACAUCAAAGGAAGCUGAUGCUACACCAAAGAAAGCUGACACUACACCAAAGAAAACUGAAAAUACACCAAAGAAAUCUGAGACUCCAAAAACAUCAGAUAAAACUCCCCCAAAACCAGAAGCAGCUACUCCAAAGGCAACUCCUGGAAGCCAGUCAAAGAAGACACCUCCCAAAAAGGGAAACGGCAACUCCACAAAAUGAAUCCAUGCAGUAAAUUGCAGUUUGAAGGCAAACCAACAAACAGUCAUUCCUCUGAAGAAAAUAUAUCUUUUCCCAGUCCAUGCUGGUAAUUUACAUUUCAGACUUUUCCAAAAACAUCAUAUUGACUGUGUAAGAAUAUAUGAUAGUUGUCCUCCCUCCUGAUUUACAGCAGAAGUCGCAAAGUGAUAUUCCCUCUGUCUAUAUGUAGCACUUUAGGCACUCUACAUCUAUGAGACCAUAUGUCAUAUAUCUGAAUAUACUACUGUGGAUUCAUUAUUAUGCAUGGAUACCAAUUCUCCUGGGUAUAGGGAAAACACAAAUUUGAAUCCCGACAAAGUACAAAAUUUCGUUUUUGCCGAACCACGAAAUCAAUCCACAAUAAGUAUUUUUCCUCGAUCUACGAAAAAUAAAUGAAUCCACAGUUUACUAUCAUUUUUAUUUGAUGAUCUUUGCUCUAGU
Molecule: messenger RNA, 1950 nt
Organism: Mytilus californianus (California mussel)
Lineage: Eukaryota; Metazoa; Mollusca; Bivalvia; Mytilida; Mytilidae
Product: NAD-dependent protein deacetylase sirtuin-2-like
Exons: 15
Coding region: 127-1491 (454 amino acids)
Molecular function (GO): NAD+ binding
Source: RefSeq, a predicted model, not a curated record